UAUUCUGUAAGCUCCCCUGAAGAACGCGUUCUGCAACUGUCCUGUCCUUGAUGCUGUGACAUCAAUACUAUAAAUACUCGACUUGCCCUCGUCGGAGGUCCAAUCAAACGGUCCGCAGCACUGCACUCUUGCGAUCGUCCGCUUUGCUGUCAACUAAGCUCGCAGCUUCGUACCCUAUCGCCAAGCACAAACAAAUCAAUGUCUCGGGAACUGCCUAGUGGCAAAUGGCAAUGGUACUUCGCCGACCAUGCCUUUCUGCCGAAGGACCACGUCAAGUUCCGCCAGGACAUCACCCGGUGGCUUCUUGCACGCCAGGGCAAGCCCGAAAUCGGCGCCGAUGGCCAACCGACGGAACUGACCGAGGUUCAACAGCGACUAAUCCGCGACGCCCUGACGCGUCGCCACCGAUUCCUCUGGGUGCAGGCCGAGUCCGCCCGGAUCUAUACGGAUGAGGAGCAGGCUGAGGCCCUCGCCACGGGGUCACCACUCCGGGCUCCCCCUCAGGCCAAUGCUGUUCUCGAGGCCGCCCUGCAACCCCCUGGCGAGGAGAUCCUUGAUCCCGUCACCGGCAAGUUUGAGUGUCCAUGUUGCUUCCGCACGCUCCCGCCUCGAUACCGGGAGCCGGAAGCGUGGUGGAAGCACGUCGAAAGCGACGUUGGUAGUGGGACUUUUCUGCUGGACCACUGCUUGAUGAAGCCGCGGCCGUUUGCCAUGGACCAGUUCUACGAGCAUGUUCGAGUGUAUCAUGACCCGGAGAAGUCGUGGACGCUGCGUGACAUUGACUCUCCGCGGCGGUUCCCCCUCGAUCCCUUUCCGGACCACUGUCCCAUCUGUAACUAUACUGAUGAGGAUAGGGAGCGGGUCGUGAGUCACAUCUGCAAGGAGCUCCGAUUCUUUGCGUUGAUGGCGCUGCCCUGGGCGACCGAACGGAUGUUGAUCGGCGAGCACGAGUGGCAGGAGGAGGUCGAUCGCUUGUGGCCUCCUCACUGCAAUGUGCUACCCUGUGGCGUUUGGUCCAACGACAAGGCCUGGGCCAAGCGGGCGGCGAAGAAGCAGACUCCCCAAGACAUUCAUGAUCUUAGUUUGGAGGAUCCAUGA
Aspergillus aculeatinus CBS 121060 is the source of this 1098-nucleotide messenger RNA. RefSeq lists its product as uncharacterized. The record is from RefSeq and is a predicted model, not a curated record. NCBI's taxonomy places the organism in Eukaryota, Fungi, Ascomycota, Eurotiomycetes, Eurotiales, Aspergillaceae. Bases 199 to 1098 code for a protein of 299 amino acids. The transcript has a single exon.